CGGUGGCCGCCCGGACUCCCGGAAGCCGAGGCCUGGCUGAGCGGAAGCCGUUGCGACCCCGCCAACAGGCCGGGUGUUAAUUCAGCUAGAAAAAGGGGGCGGGAAGGGCUGCGGGGCACCUGUCAGCUCGCCACCAUGAACGUGGUUUUCGCUGUUAAGCAGUAUGUCUCCAAAAUGAUAGAGGACAGCGGGCCCGGGAUGAAAGUGCUUCUCAUGGACAGAGAGACGACUGGCAUAGUGAGUAUGGUAUACACACAAUCGGAGAUUCUUCAGAAGGAAGUGUACCUUUUUGAACGCAUUGAUUCUCAAAAUCGAGAGAUCAUGAAACACCUGAAGGCAAUUUGUUUUCUUCGGCCUACGAAGGAGAAUGUGGAUUAUCUAAUUCAGGAGCUUCGAAGACCUAAAUACAGUAUAUAUUUUAUUUAUUUCAGUAAUGUGAUCAGCAAGAGUGAUGUGAAGUCAUUAGCUGAAGCUGAUGAACAGGAAGUUGUGGCUGAGGUUCAGGAAUUUUAUGGUGAUUACAUUGCUGUGAAUCCACAUUUGUUUUCCCUCAAUAUUUUGGGUUGCUGUCAGGGUCGAAAUUGGGAUCCAGCUCAACUAUCCAGAACAACUCAAGGACUGACAGCUCUUCUUUUAUCUCUGAAGAAGUGUCCCAUGAUUCGUUAUCAGCUUUCAUCAGAGGCAGCAAAGAGACUGGCAGAAUGUGUAAAGCAAGUAAUAACUAAAGAAUAUGAGCUGUUUGAGUUCCGGCGGACAGAGGUUCCUCCAUUGCUACUUAUUUUAGAUCGCUGCGAUGACGCCAUCACUCCAUUGCUCAACCAGUGGACAUAUCAGGCCAUGGUUCAUGAACUACUAGGCAUAAACAACAAUCGGAUUGAUCUUUCCAGAGUGCCGGGGAUUAGUAAAGACUUAAGAGAGGUGGUUCUGUCUGCUGAAAAUGAUGAAUUCUAUGCUAAUAAUAUGUACCUGAACUUUGCAGAGAUUGGCAGCAAUAUAAAAAAUCUCAUGGAAGACUUCCAGAAGAAGAAACCAAAAGAACAGCAAAAACUAGAAUCAAUAGCAGACAUGAAGGCCUUUGUUGAGAAUUAUCCACAGUUCAAAAAGAUGUCUGGGACUGUAUCAAAGCAUGUGACAGUGGUUGGAGAACUGUCUCGGUUGGUCAGUGAGCGGAAUCUGCUGGAGGUUUCAGAGGUUGAGCAAGAACUGGCCUGUCAAAAUGACCAUUCUAGUGCUCUUCAGAAUGUAAAGAGACUCCUACAGAACCCCAAAGUGACAGAGUUUGAUGCUGCUCGCCUGGUGAUGCUCUAUGCUCUACACUAUGAGCGGCACAGCAGCAACAGCCUGCCAGGACUAAUAGUGGACCUCAGGAAUAAAGGUGUUUCUGAGAAGUAUCGAAAGCUCGUGUCAGCAGUUGUUGAAUAUGGUGGUAAACGGGUUAGAGGAAGUGACCUUUUUAGCCCCAAAGAUGCUGUGGCUAUUACCAAACAGUUCCUCAAAGGAUUGAAGGGAGUAGAAAAUGUAUAUACUCAGCAUCAGCCUUUCCUACAUGAGACCCUGGACCAUCUCAUCAAAGGAAAGCUUAAGGAAAACCUCUAUCCUUAUCUAGGCCCCAGCACACUCAGAGACAGACCUCAAGAUAUCAUUGUAUUUGUAAUUGGAGGAGCCACCUAUGAGGAGGCUCUAACAGUUUAUAACCUGAACCGGACCACUCCUGGAGUGAGGAUUGUCCUGGGAGGAACCACGGUGCACAACACAAAAAGCUUCCUAGAGGAAAUUCUGGCUUCUGGACUGCACAGCCGGAGCAAGGAGAGCUCUCAAGUCCUUUCCAGGCCAGCAAGCAGGAGAUGAGAUGAUGAUGGAGAACGUGGAGAACGGCACAGCUUCCCCCUGGCCCCCCACAGCCUCCCACUGACCCGAGGGCUGGGAGAGGGUCUUGUGCUCUUGUUAGAAUUCAUCUCCUGGUACCUGUGGUUCCUGAACUGCUAGCACAGACACCAAGACUCCCAGAGAUGCGCUCGCUGAGAAUAAGUCCGAACCCUUCCCAACCUACUUUUCUUGUGGUUUCUUUAUCGAGUAAAUGUAUUCCUUGUGUAUUUGAUAGUACAAUCACUUCAGUUUAUGAUGGAUUUUGUUGGGAUCUUACUUGGGAAAAGAGUUAUCAGAGCCCAGGGGGUUUAAAAGUAAUCAUGUAUGUACAUGCCACCUUCCUCGAUUUCCUCUCUUCCCUUGACCCUUUGUUUCUUUCUGUUAACCACAUGCCUGCACAACUCAGUUCUGAGAACUUACCAUGUUUCUUUAGAGAGCCAUCCAAAAAUUGUUUGUCCCUACCCUGGAACUUUCUGUGGCACUGAGAAACCAUGUAUGACCACAAUAAAAAAAGCAUUUUGUGAAA
Molecule: messenger RNA, 2392 nt
Organism: Marmota monax (woodchuck)
Lineage: Eukaryota; Metazoa; Chordata; Mammalia; Rodentia; Sciuridae
Gene: Vps45
Product: vacuolar protein sorting 45 homolog
Exons: 15
Coding region: 136-1848 (570 amino acids)
Biological process (GO): intracellular protein transport; vesicle-mediated transport
Cellular component (GO): Golgi membrane
Source: RefSeq, a predicted model, not a curated record